Molecule: messenger RNA, 9877 nt
Organism: Crotalus tigris (Tiger rattlesnake)
Lineage: Eukaryota; Metazoa; Chordata; Lepidosauria; Squamata; Viperidae
Gene: RNF217
Product: ring finger protein 217
Exons: 6
Coding region: 427-1734 (435 amino acids)
Biological process (GO): positive regulation of proteasomal ubiquitin-dependent protein catabolic process; ubiquitin-dependent protein catabolic process; protein polyubiquitination
Cellular component (GO): ubiquitin ligase complex; cytoplasm
Molecular function (GO): zinc ion binding; ubiquitin conjugating enzyme binding; ubiquitin protein ligase activity
Source: RefSeq, a predicted model, not a curated record
AGAAAAAGAAAUCUAGGCUGCACAUAUGUUCCAUUCACACACAAGCUAAGAGAAAGGUGGCAUUAUUAUGACUGAAUUGAAACGUCGAAGGGGGGGGGGAUGGUAGGAGCGUCAGCGAGCUGGAUACAAUCCCGCAAAGAGGAAGGUAGGUAAUACGAGGCGGUGUGUCGUGCGCGCGCGGCGCGGGGGGCGGAGCUACUUCGCUUUGAACUCGGCGAGUCGAACAGGAGGAGGCGGUGCCGCGUCAGGGCGUCGGGUCCUCGGCGCUGAGACCUGCGAGUGGCUGCUCCGCCUGGCUUGCUUUGCAGGGAUCCCGACGGUCGUUUCGGGAAGGAGUUCUCUCGUGGUUUGGGUGUGAAGACCAGUUCCGGCUUGGGAACUGGAUGGGAAGCAGCCUCAGCGCGGGUGGCUGCAGGGGCGGUGGGCAUGGGGGAGCGUCUUAGCACGGCGAGCUCCCCGCCGGAGCCAGACGGAGCCGCCCCCGAGCCGCGUCUCUCCGGCACGGAGACUCAAACUCCGCUCCCCACAGUCAGUGGAAGGACACCAAGGCCACAGCAAGAGGACGAUGCUGGACCGCCGCCUGCUGAACCGCAAGGCCAGGAGGCCGGCGACGGUGGCGGGGCUCCCUUGGAGGAGGGUCCACGUUCGAAAGCACCAAGUAGCAACAGCUGCCGGCUUCCUUUGAGGCCCAUCUCCCGUGCGGAGAGCGAGCUGUCCCACGACGGCCCGCCUGCUCCUCCAACUCCAGGAGAGGGCCGACAAGAAGACCCCCCGCCCGCUGUCUCGCCGCCGCCCUCCCAGCCAAGUGUAGUGGGAGCUGGAGGAAAAGGGACCCCUUCCGGAAACGUCGAGGUUGACCUGUAUCUUCUGCCCGAAUCUUUCUCCGGGCUGAUCUCCGGCCCCCUCCUGGUGCUCCCUUGUCGCGUCUGUCUGGAGGAGAAGCCCCUGAAGCCGCUGCCGUGUUGCAAGAAGCCGGUCUGCGAAGCGUGCCUCAAGCGCUAUCUCAGCUCGCAAGUACAGGUGGGCCAAGCAGAUAUCCCUUGCCCGAUUACAGAGUGCAAUGAACAUCUGGAUGAAACCACCAUUCUCUUCAAUUUGCCACAUGAUGACAUCAUCAAAUAUAAAUACUUCCUAGAACUUGGCCGUAUUGGCUCAAGCACCAAGCCAUGCCCUCAAUGCAAGCACUUUACAACCUUCAAGAAGAGAGGUCAUAUUCCGACCCCUACCAAAACGGAGAACAAGUACAAAAUCCAGUGCCCAACCUGCCAAUUUGUGUGGUGUUUUAAGUGCCAUUCUCCGUGGCACGAAGGUGUCAACUGCAAGGAGUUCAAAAAGGGAGACAAACUGCUACGUCACUGGGCCAGUGAAAUCGAACAUGGGCAAAGAAAUGCUCAAAAGUGUCCAAAGUGCAAGAUUCAUAUUCAGAGAACAGAAGGCUGUGACCAUAUGACUUGCUCACAAUGCAACACUAACUUCUGUUACCGCUGUGGGGAGAGAUAUCGCCAGCUUCGUUUCUUUGGAGAUCAUACAUCAAACCUCAGUAUAUUUGGAUGCAAAUACCGCUACCUCCCUGAAAAUCCACAUUUAAGGAGAUUAGUGAGAGGCUCUGUCUGUGGUGGGAAGUUACUUAUUGCACCAGUAAUAUUGGUUUUGGGACUGGUAAUAGGAGCUGUAGUUGUUCUAAUAGGUAAGAAAAAAAGGUUUAUUUGUAUUCCCCAUCUAUUGCCUUUGUAAAAAGAAGAAGAAAAGACCACAAACAGAAAUGCCUUGGUACGAGUGAAGAGUUGUACAGCUGAAUGGAGCUGAUCCUGCAAAAUAACAGCAACAGAAUGCUGGUUAACUAUCUUGAUAUCAUAGCCCUAGCAGAGAUUAGGGGUCAUCUGCCAUAUUCUUAUUGCACAGUACACUACUAAAGACAAGCCAGAAUUCUGCUCAGAUCUGGGGCCUCAGACAGUUGUUUUUUUUUUUAAACUCUCAAUCCAACUGCCUAAGGUUUAGUUCAGCUCUUCUUUCUUGAACAGCUUAUAUCUGCACUGUAAAUGCCUAUCUACUGAUGAGUUCAUGAACUGAUUAUAUAAUCCAGCAACAUUUCCCCCAGUUAUUAACAAUAAUUCUGGAACUUUUACAGAAGCAAUCUGAGUGAAGGUGACUUCUCUUCAGAAAUUAGUUUCUUUCUGGCAGUUGAUUAAAAGUAUUCUGUUAAAUGACUAUUAUGAUCAUCAACAGUAUGAUUGAUUCCACCUGGUGCUGAAUGCGGUAAUUGUCUUAGAUGUGAAAUUUUGCCUAAUAAUGAAACCAUAUUAUUAGCUGUUGACAGAUAUCCAGAAUCGGAAUGAGAAAUUAUUAGAACGGCAUCAAUAUCUCAUACUUUAGUACUGUUUAAAAAGUUGGAAGAAUUAACUUGGAUCUUUGGGAGAUAAUGUCAUCCAUUUAUAGUGUUGGAUUGUGUAAGCAAGUCACUCUCUCUGACUUAAUUAGAGAAAGACAAAAACCUGAUCUUUAUGGUUGUUUUGUAGUGUCUGAUGCAAUGCAAACUUUGUCAUACAUAUUCACACCGCAAGACAGUAGCAUGAUCAUACCUAGUAUGCCACAGAAAACAAGAUGUGAUAAAGAGCUAGGAAAUGAAACAAUCAUUCUUAAGAUAGUUCUUCACAGUGUUCAGCAAAGUCCAUUGCAGAAAGUAAUACUUUGCUCUGAAGAAAUCUAUAUUACAUUUCCACCAAACUGUAUCAGUUUGUCUAAAACUGUGUUUCCAGUUCUUACCUAGGAAUAUCUAGGAAUGCCUGUAGUUCCAGAAAAGAUUUUUAAUAUAAGGCCAAUUAAAACCCAGUGCCAGUUUGUCUGGUUCUUCAUAAUGGUGAGGAAAAAUGCAGACCUUACUGAUUUGUCUGCCAUAUCAUGAUUCAUCCCAGGAUCAUGACUACUGGGUGAAAUCUCUAUGUUUUUGUAUCGACUCAGAAUACUCAAGCUUCUCUACAGUUCUCUGUACAGUUCACCAAGUGUCAUAAAGUAGGUUAUUGUAUACCUAAGUUGGCCCAUAUACACAUACUGAAUUAAGUAAUUGAGUUAAAAGAGUACCAGUAAAAUUCUAAGUUUCUUAAAAUCUGUUACAACAAAACUGAAUGAUAUAUUUGAGUUCAAGAGCAGUUAUCUGAAUAACAUUUUUUUCUUCUUUUGCUUUUAAAAUAAUAACCAUUUAUUGAAUUUAAAAUUUAAAAUGAUAAUAGGCUAACAUAUUUAGGAAUAAAAAUGAUCAAUGAUAUUUUUUUAAGUUUUUCUGUUAUGCCCAGAGUAGCAUAGAAGGGAAUGUUGGGGAAAUGGAGAACAUGGUAUGCAGUUAGUCUUUUAAGAACUGAAUUUUAAAAGUGUCCUUUAAGUCACUGAAGUAGUUCUACUGUGAGAAGAAGGAUCAUUCACUCAUUGAAGACCUGCAGCUCAAGUGCAAUCUCUCUCUCUCUUACGUUGUUUUGGCUUGGGUGACAGAGGCCAAAUCACCUUUUCCAUUUCCAUGAGUCAAUGUUGAGACUUCCAUUUGUAUUCUAUGGACAGCAUGAUUCAAUCUAAGGUACCAAUACUUCUUUUCACUAUUGGAAAUCCUUAAAAAAGUAAGACAGUAUUACUGAAAAUGGUUAUUUUGCAAAUCCUUUCUUCUUGAAAUCAGUCUAUAAUAAUGCAAAUAAGCUCCAUGCAUUGUACAGGAAGGGAACCUGUACACAUUUUAGCAAAACUUUUUAAGUGGAGUAGUAUAAAAUCAACUGUAGUAUAUAAUCUGAAUUCAUUGUAGAGUUGACUUCACUGAAGUAAAUUAAUGUCUCUAAUUUGUUAAAUAUAUUCACUUUAAAUUCUGUUUUGCAUGAAUCAUUUUCUAUUAAUCCCAAAUAAUACCAAAAUUUACUGCCUUUUCACCAUUAAAAUUGAACUGAUUUUGGGAAGUCCCUAAUGAGACAUUGCAUUUUAACAUAAUUUUUAUUUAUUGAAAAAUAAGAUUAGAACUGUUGAAAUUAAUGGGCUUUAAAUUAGUUAGAACUACUUUAAUCAUUUUAUUUCAAUGGGUCCGCUGUUAACGCAAAUCUGCAUUCAACUAUAUAUGAUUAAUGUUUUUUAGCUUGUUUAGUAUGUUUUUCUUUUAUUGUGUUUAUCAAAGUUGGAUGUUGCCUUAAGAAACUUUUUUUAAGAUUGUAUACUUAAUCCCAAAUAAUUAUUUUCUCAGGCCAAAUGUAUCUAUUAUCUUUGAUUUACUCAGGGAUUUUAGUCUUUAUAAUGUCAGAUGCUUUUGUGAAAACGUUUUUUUAUUACUAACAUUCAGACAUCCAAGUUAUGGUUGGAUUUGAUAUUUGUAGUGCGGAAUACAUUAAAGCAAUGUCAUUUAAGAAUUAUCUUUUCCUACAAUGCUUCCAUAUUUUCCCCCUUCUUUUAUCCUUGUGAAACAUACUGCCUAUAUAGUAAUUCUUUGGCUUUUGUCUAGAAAUUAUGUGCAAAGACAAAUGUUUAUCAGCUGGCCGAUUUGGCUAGAAUAGAAUAUCAGGUCUUGAUAGAACAAUCAAUGAUUUUGCAUACAGAUUCUGCAUUUGAAAUAUCAGGGUGGACCCUUAUGAAAUGCUGCAGUCUUUUUCAUUCAUGUUUGCACAUUUGGGACCACAUAAGAUAAUCUUAUUUAUGGAAGCUGAACCUUCUAUAAGUGGAUUACUUUCACUGGAUAAAUGCAUGUCUUUUUUUUAAUGGCAUCUUGGAAGUAAAUUGAAUGGUAUUGAAAAAGUUGAUAUGUUAAAAUAAACAAGACACAAAUAUGUAUGCAUAUUAUGCCUAUAAGAAAUUUAAAAUUGAACCUCUAUUCCCAUUCUAAUUCUUAACUUUUAACAAAAUAUACUGCUUGAAGAAAUAUUUCAGUCAAAUCCUGUAGUUAUUCUUAGUUUAGUGAAUUCACCCCAAAAUGAGAUACUAUCCCAUAAAAUAGCAUAUGCAUUAGAAGCUUUCUAUAAAGUGUUUAUUAAUCUUUACAAAUUGUACUUCAGUCAGCCUUAACUACAUAUCUGUGAACAUGUUCAAUUUAACAAUCAUUGAAUAAUUGUGGAUUGUUUCUGGGAUUUUUCUGAAUUGUUUUUUGACUAUUAUAAAUAUUGUGUUUCUCUUACACAAUUUCUGGCUUGUUCUUUGGUGCUUUUCUGAGAAAAGUUGUUCCAGUUUAAAUUACUGUUGUCCCCCAUGUCUUUAGCUUUUCCUUAUUUAUAGUAAGGAAAUCAUCUUCAUUAUUUUAUUUAUAUAUAAUGUAACUUUAUCAAAGCAAAAGACUUGAAAUAUUUAAAUUAUUUAAAAGUUUCUUUUUUAGGAUAUAACUCUUUUUUAGUUUGACAGUGAAAAAUAGAAAAGCUUGAAUGAUAUUGUGCCACUCAAGUAUUUAUCGACUAUUCUAAGCUCCUGAUUGCUAUAUAAUUAACAUGUCAACUCCAGGAAGAUUAGAUUAUCCAGUGCUUUUUAAAAUAUAUAUUUGCCAAAUAGAAUUGUAUUUACAUUUAAAGUAAAAUACUAAAUUGCAUGAGGAUUUCAUCUUAAUGGAGAAAUUACUAACAUUCUGGAUCCAUUUGAUAUUUAGCUUGUGUUUGGUUUCAGCAAAUGGGCUAUCUCUGAUUGUAACCAACUACUGUGCUAUUUUUGGACAUUUUCAGUAAAUGAACUUACCUUAUAAAAACCAUAAUCACAAUGCAGUGCAGUUCUUGGCUACAUAUAUAUUAUUUCUAGAGCACGUUCUUUAGAACUAUUCAUUUAGUGCAUUGUCUACAUUAAUGAAUAGAUUUUUUUUUUUAAAAAAAACAAGAUGUUGUAGUCAUAUACUGUAACAGCACUAUUCCCAUUUCUGGUACAUUCAGCAAAUUAUAAGAAAUAUUAUCUCACUUUAGGUGGUGUUACGGUUGAUAUCUGUAUUGAUGCUUGCCUGCUUUUUUUCUAAAGAUGAUGCCAUUCAAAGUUUUUGUUAAAAACAGAGGAAGCUGCCCUGUAAUUUUAUGGAUCCAACAUAUUGAAAAAAGCAGGUGAAUAAUUGAACACAUUUUGUUUUACUGAUGUUAAUCUAUGAAAAUGUCAGGCAACCUUUUAUUAAAAUAUACAGUUGUAUAUUUUAACAAAUAUCCAUUUAUGCUUCCCUCCAAUAGUGCUGAUUUAAAGCCUUUAAAGGGCUUCUGAGAUUGUGUUGUCUUUCUGAAUGCGUCUUAGUAUCAAAAUAUGCUAGAUAAGAAAACCCUCCAUUACAUGUAUAGUAAUUCUGUGGCAUCAGAUCUGAUAGUUCUGAUCAGCUCUGUCUCAUGGGAGGAAAUUACUUCAUUUCCCAUCAAGAGAUGUCAGCUAUGUAAGUUUUUGCUUUACUCAUUUGCUUCUCUGAAGUGUAUUAUUUUGUAUGGCAGUAGGACCUGAACACGGAAUGUUGCAAACUGUAGAGUACCAAUUAAUACGAGUAUAUAGCACAUUAAUUUACACUUGCUGUCAUAUACAAAAGUUUCAGAUACAAGGGAGUGAAUAUGUCUUUUAUUCCUGUGUGGCAUCCAUAAUCUUUUUUUUAAUGCAUUGCCAAUGUUAUGUGCUAUCUUCAUAGCUUCUCUGUGUAACAUUUCCAAAUAAGUUCCAUAUGAAAUCCUAACUAUGUGAGAAGGAAAGGUGGUUUGUUUGUUUUAAUUUAUUUAAACAACCUAUUAUGUGUUAAAAUUACACUUGGGCCUAUAUGUACUUUUGUGCUGUAAAAUAUUUUAUUUGAUUAUAAAAAUCAUAAAGAUUAUUUCUGAAAGGAAGUGGUGGACUAAUUGACACAAAGCAAAUCUGAAAUAGUAUACUUCCUGUGGUAAAAAAUAAAAUAAAAACAUCUGUGUUCUCCCCAUGUUUCAGAAUCAAUGUCUCUAUUUUUCUUUUUCUGUAAUCUUCUAUAAGAGUUUGUAUUAAAGACUUUAAUUUAGUGGCAGUUAAUUUUUCCUGCCCCUUCUGUAGUUCCUGAUCUCUCUCACAUCAGGAUUAGCUUUCAGGAAUACAAUGCUACAAUUUUUACUGAGAAGAGGGAGGAAAGUUGGAUACAUAUGCAAUUUUUACCUCUAACCCAUAUUUUCUGUAUAAAGUGGACGUGAGGAACAUUUUUAAUAAUACUGGGGGUUAUUAGAGACAUGCAGAAUUCCAUUAAAAUGAUUUAAAACCAUGAAGAAUGAAUACUAAGCAGAGGUUUUGCAACCCUGAGUGUAGUGAAAUUUCUUGACCUUUAAUGCAAUUUGGGGUAAAAUAAAGGUGAAAUUUGUUCAGUAAAACCCAUUGGGAUAAGAAAAUUUCACUUCAGAACCUCCCAUCAUCCACCCUUUUCCCCAGGUAUGAGAGAGAGAGAGAGAGAGAGAGAGAGACCAAGGAAGUCAGAUUUAAAACACUCAAAAGAGCCAAGAUUUUAGUUUCUCAAAUGAUAAAAUCAGCUAUGUUGCCUGGAAAUUUUAAAGGGUCCCAGUCAUAAGGAAAUUGCCCUUUCCUGAUAAAAAGUAUGAACAGAAGGCAAUAUAAUUAUAGUUAGACCAGAGGGAUAUUUUGUUUUUUCCAAUGGAUAUGUCCUCUUUGCAUAAGUGCCUUUGUUCGGUAGAAAAAUAACUGAACAAGAUAAAUAGAUAGAUAGAUAGAUAGAUAGAUAGAUAGAUAGAUAGAUAGAUAGAUAGAUAGAUAGAUAGACAGACAGACAGACAGACAGACAGACAGACAGACAGAUAGAUAAUCAUAUAUUACAUUUUUUUCUGCAUGGGUGUGCGUAUGUUGAAUUGAAAAGAUAUAAAUAGCCACUAGAUGAGGGAAGAUAGAUUUUAAAAAGUAGUUCGGUAUAUCCACAUUUUGCUUAAAAAAUAUUUUGCAUCCUAAGAGCAGAGAUUUAUUCCUUUCCAUCUCCUGAAUAUCUUGGUGCUGUAUAUAUGUCAUUGAAUAUUUGAAUAUUUACCUAGAAAUAUUCAGUAAGAUGUUUUAUGUGAUCCCAUAAAUUUUCCUUACCUUGAAUUUGAGACUUUCAAUAUAAAAUUGUUCAUCUGGCUGGUAUUUCUUCUGAAAACUCUCAAAAUAUUCCAUCUGUAUUUUCAUAAUACUAAAAAACAUGGACAAAACUAAAUUUGAUAAGCGUUACUCUUCCUAGUCCUUGUUAUAUCCUAUUAAUCCAAGUUAAACAACUCUUGCUUUUAGCAUAAAAUCACUUCUUUGCAUGGAAGUUUUAGAAGUAAGCAACUUAUCAAUAAUAUAGUGUGCAUUGCAUAAAAUUACUUCCAAUCCUCCAUUAAGCCAGAUAAUGGAGAAAAUGCUUCAUAAAAUGAGAAAUGAAAGAAAUUGUAGCAUUGCAGUAUGACACACUGGCCUCUUUCAGCAUCAUGAACCCACUAUAUCAAUUAUUCUUUUAUAGUAGUUAUACCAUGAAGAAAAGCUUGCCCUUCUGAAGCGUGAUAAUUACUCAUAAUCCAAAAUCUAGAGUUUGCAAAUCCACUAAGUACUAGAGGCAACAUACAAUAUUUGUAUUUAUUGAAAUCAAUCCUUGCCCAUGCCAUCCUAUUUUUAUUUAUAAGAAUUAACUUGAUGGCUCAGGCUGAAGCUCUAUUUAGUCCAAGAAUUGUUUUCAAUAAUAUUUAAUACUUUUGAAAUGCAAAACACAGGACACAAACACAAUAAUUAUUACUUGUCCCCAGCAUAUUAGCAAACUGCUUCUUUAAAGGGGGUCUCCAUUUAGAGAUUCAUGGCUGUUAUCAAUGGAUAAUAGCCAUUCAACUUUUAUGACAAUGAUUCAACUAUAGUAUUUUAGAUACAAAUUUAGCAUAUUAAGAAGCAAUAUAUUUUCUAGGCUCAACUGUGUUUCAGCUUUGUAAUGUACAGUAUUUCACUAACAAAUUUGAGGCAAUAUUUUCCCAGUAUACUUCUGAACAUUUACAUUGGUAUGCCAGUGGCUAUUAAUUCUUGUUCAUGUUAUUUGAAGCUGCAUCCAAAAUGUUUUAUAUUGUUCUAAGCAAGUGCCUUUUGGUUUAAAAAUGGCCUGUACAGUUUCUUUUCUAUAUUGCAUAUGAACUACGUGUAUUGAAAUAAACAUGCCCUAAUGAAUGUAGAACAUACCCUAAUUGAACAAUAUGUGGACUAUGCAUGCACAUAUAUAAUAUUCAAGACACAAAAGGAAAGUAUUCUGCUGCUAAUGUAUGUCCUGCUGGACAGGACUUCUAACACAAAGUGAAGGUUUUACGUUUUUUUUUAAUUGGUUACCAUACAAUUGUUCAGUUACAAUUGUGUCUUUCAUUUCCUGUUUUUGAAAUUGUAUGCUAUUUAUGCUGUAAGCAACUCCAAUAAUUGAGUGUUAUCAGUAACAGCUGAUUGAAGGUCAGAGUCAUAAAGAAUACUUGUUUUCAUUUUCCAUUGAUCUGUAAGGCCGUUUGUGCUUAAGAUGAGGAAAAACAGUCAUAAUAAAUACGUGCACUCCAUAUUAAUUUGAUCCAAAAACUGUAUAUUGGGCAAGCAAGAUAUGGAUAUUUUAUGUGCUGAAAUAUUAAUAGUGUUUUUUAAAAUUGCACACUAACUUUCAUAGCAAUGUUAGCCUAAUAAACCUUUUAAAAGAAACCACUGAUUUGUUGCCUGUUUCAUUGGGUUGAUUUAGUUUUCACCAUUUUUUAAUAAGAAAUUAUUACUAGUUAAGUUCAUCACAUAUUGUGGAGUACAAUCUCAAUUAUUAAUAUGCCUAAUAUGCAUAUGAAGUUAAAUUAAUAUUUCUACUUUAUAUAGUAUAAACAUACAAGCGUUCUAAAAAUGUAUUUUCCUUUCUCAAACUGCACAGAUUCAAAGAAAUACAGAAAUAUGUAUGCAUUUUUAUGUUUUACUGUUACAAUCUAAAAUAAAUAUAGAACCAUAUCUUUUA